Messenger RNA from Zeugodacus cucurbitae (melon fly), 1164 nucleotides. RefSeq lists its product as uncharacterized. Gene Ontology annotation, molecular function: zinc ion binding; nucleic acid binding. Bases 1 to 1164 code for a protein of 387 amino acids. The transcript has a single exon. The record is from RefSeq and is a predicted model, not a curated record. NCBI's taxonomy places the organism in Eukaryota, Metazoa, Arthropoda, Insecta, Diptera, Tephritidae.
AUGGACGAUCUGUAUGUUUUUCAUCUUCAACAAGAACUCAGAUCAGUUGAAACACACUUCGAGCGAUUCGUGGAGAAUCACAAUCAUCUGGUUGGAGGAGCUACGCCCACCGAGAUGGGUUCACACGAUGCGCUUUGGGAAACAGUAGAGGAGCUUUACAAGGAAGUAUGCAGUAAACUUAAUCGGUUAAUCUCAUCGUCAAAGGUCGAAUCCAAUGUCACCGAUGGUGCGCGCGAUUGCCCCAUAUCAUCGCUGGAUGGCCACUUGGUUGAUCUUAAGUUAGAUCCGUUAGCUAUUCCGUCAUUCGAUGGAGACAUGUGCAAGUGGUUAGCGUUCAAAGAUGCGUUUGAAACACUGGUUCAUCACUCGGCAUACCCGGAAGCAUUUAAGUUGGGCAAACUUCGUCAGGCAGUCAAUGUAGCCUCUGUUCCCUUAAUUGGAGGAAUCUACUCGGGUGGCUAUCAAGAGGUGUGGAAUGCUCUGAAGGAACGUUACGACAACAAAAAGCAGCUAGCGGAACUACACGUAUCCCGUUUUCUUAACCUUAAGGCAGCUACCCUGGAGUCAUCACAAUCGUUGCUGUCAAUUGUGGACACGGUUCAUGAGUCACUGCGUGCUCUGCGGGUGAUGGAUAUUCCUAUACAUCACUGGGAUGCAAUAGCUGUACCAAUCGUGGUGACUAAGCUUCCAGCUGUAACCAAAAGGGAUUGGUGUAUGACGUGCUCUCCUACAGACAUACCACAGUUAGAAGAUCUAUUGAAGUUUCUCGAAAAACGUGCUCAUAGCCUGUCUUCGGAACCAUCGACUGCGUUAAUGGUGUGUCGGCAACAACGGCCAGUGAGGGCGCAUGUCGCGACUACAGAUGCAGCGUUGUGUGCUCAUUGCAGCUUACCACAUCGAAUCGCUAAGUGUCCUACAGUGUUGGCUCUCAAUCUAGAGCAACGAUUUGAGGCGAUUAGGAGAUUGCAAUUGUGUUACAAAUGCCUACGUGCUGGACAUUCGCUAAGGCAGUGUUCCUCAGGUAAUUGCCGAAAUUGUGGUCGCAAGCACAACACAAUCUUAUGCCGAGCUAAGGUCAAUAAUGCGUCAACGCUUGGAUCUUCAAUUACUUCACCAGUAUCUAAUAACGUGCCUGCUGAGGUGCAGACAACCUCAACAGCAUGA